Cimex lectularius (bed bug) is the source of this 2249-nucleotide messenger RNA. It is a transcript of the gene cactin, whose product is annotated as cactin. Gene Ontology annotation, cellular component: cytoplasm; spliceosomal complex. The record is from RefSeq and is a predicted model, not a curated record. Gene Ontology annotation, molecular function: protein binding. Lineage: Eukaryota; Metazoa; Arthropoda; Insecta; Hemiptera; Cimicidae. Gene Ontology annotation, biological process: mRNA cis splicing, via spliceosome.
AUAAAGUUGGUCUAUGUUGUGGUUAUAAGUACAUUCUGAACGUUGUUUUUGGUAUUUAUUUAUCGUGUUUAUGAAAAGUCUUUGCUUCUGCUGAGUUCAAAAAUUAAUGGAGACCGUAAAAUACAGGCAUGGACAUAGUAGUAAAAAGGAGGUUGAAAAGAGGAGAGAUAGUGACGGUUCAAAACGGCACAAAUCCAAGAAAAAGAAAAAAGAAUACAAGAAGAAAAAGAGCAAGACGUCAAGUUCUGACAGCGAUUCAUCAGAAAGUGUAUCAUCAGACGAUUCCGUCAAGUUUUUAAAAAGGCUCCAUGAAAAACAGAGACAUAUUAUGGAAGAGAAACGUCGCCUUAAGGAAGAGAUGAAAGCGAAGGAGACACCGGAGGAAAAGCGGAUACGCAGGCUUAUGAAAAAAGAAGCGAAGGAAAGGGCAAGGAAGCAGCGCAUGGGCUGGGACAAAGACUACCUGCAUUACACCAAUGACGACAAUCCUUUCGGUGACGCUAACCUCCUCUCGACAUUCGUCUGGUCUAAGAAACUCGCCAAAGAAGGACUUACAGGUAUGACCAACGACGAUCUGGAACGCAUCAACAGGCAGAAGCAAGAAGAGAACAAGCUCGAGUUGGAAAAGGUGAAAAAGAGGAGGCAGGAACGCGAACAGGAAAGGCAGGAGCGCGAGGAAGCCAUGAUGCGACAGCAACGUGAAAAAGAAGCGGCUCAGUUUGAAUCUUGGGCUACUCAAGAGGACCAGUUUCAUCUUGAACAAGCCAGGCUCAGGUCGAGAAUAAGAAUCGCCGAUGGAAGAGCAAAACCAAUUGAUUUACUCGCCAAAUACAUAAACUCAGAAGAGGAAGUGGAUACUGUCGAAAUGCACGAACCGUAUACGUAUUUAAACGGACUGACGAUCAAAGACCUUGAAGAUCUCGUCGAAGAUAUCAAAGUUUACAUCAAGCUCGAGCACGGCAAGAACCUCGAUUAUUGGAGCGAUAUUACAGUCAUCGUCGAGGAUGAACUUUACAAGCUUAGAAAGCUCGAAAAGAAAUCGGACUAUGAGGCCGCAGUGGGUCGUCGCGAAGGCAUCCAUGAGUCCGUCGCCGAUGAAGUCACAUCCGUCUUUAAAGGAAAAACGGCUGCUCAACUCGCAGCCAUGCAAAAGCAAAUCGAAAAGAAGAUUAACGAGCGAGAAGGCAUUGAUAUCGGCUACUGGGAAUCACUUCUGUCACAGCUUAAAGCUCACAUGGCAAGGGCAAGAUUGAGAGACAAACAUCAGGAAAAUCUCAGGAAAAAAUUGGAGCUUUUAAAAGCAGAACAGUUGGUCGUUGAGGGUGAGUCGAACGAAACGGAAAUUAGGGCAGAACAGGAUGAAAACGAAGAGCUCCAGACUGAUGUCAAAGAAGAAGAGGAAGAAGCAGAAAGCGAAGAAGAGGAGAAUCAAGGGGAAGCCAUGCUCAGGGAGAGUUUCGCAGAGUAUGAUCGAGGCCAGUAUAGCCCAAGUUACAUAGACCCAUCUGCCCUUGAGCCGGGUACGAUCAUAACGAGUGAAGAGGAUGACAACCAGAGGCUGAUUUUUGCACGUUUGCAACUCACUGGUGGCCUCAACGCACUGCCUGAACGUGCCGAGGAAGAGCAGAGGAUGCACAAUGAAGCACGCAAAGGAAUGACAAGCGACGAAGCAGUAUUUUCCGUUGAGUCGGCAUUAGAUACGCAAGUCUAUCUCUGGUCAGAUAAAUACCGGCCAAGAAAACCUCGUUAUUUCAACAGAGUACACACCGGUUUCGAGUGGAACAAAUACAACCAGACCCAUUAUGACAUGGACAACCCGCCGCCGAAGAUCGUCCAGGGGUAUAAGUUCAACAUUUUCUUUCCGGACCUCAUCGACAAGAGUUCGACGCCCGAGUACUUCCUCACCGUGUGCUCGGAGAAUCCGGACUUUUCGAUAUUACGCUUCCACGCCGGCCCCCCGUAUGAGGAUAUUGCUUUUAAAAUUGUUAACCGGGAAUGGGAGUACUCGUACAAACGCGGAUCAGGUGCCAGUUCCACAACAACAUUUUUCAACUGUGGUUCCACUUCAAGCGCUACAGAUAUAGAAGAUAAAUAAAUCAAGCAUUCGUUGUACAUUUAUGUAAAUAUUUUUUUUGUCUUAAAUAAAAAAAUAAUAUUUUUAUUCAAUUUAAAAAAAUUUCCACUCUCAUAGUAACUUGGAUCAAUUUAAUUAAGCUAAAUAAAAUUAAAAAUUUUAUGGGCACGACCAA